Messenger RNA from Esox lucius (northern pike), 2031 nucleotides. RefSeq names its product G-protein coupled receptor 6. Gene Ontology annotation, molecular function: sphingosine-1-phosphate receptor activity. The transcript has 3 exons. The coding region runs from base 581 to 1591 and encodes 336 amino acids. The record is from RefSeq and is a predicted model, not a curated record. Lineage: Eukaryota; Metazoa; Chordata; Actinopteri; Esociformes; Esocidae. Gene Ontology annotation, biological process: G protein-coupled receptor signaling pathway. Gene Ontology annotation, cellular component: membrane.
GGCUGUUUUGGCGGCAAAACGGACCUACACAAUAUUAGGCAGGUGGUCAUAAUGUUAUAGCUGAUCUGUGUAUAUCUCUGUCAAUUUCUGAGCCUCAAUUAAUUUGUCUCCCAAUUAAUGUCUAUCUCUGUCAAUGUAUAUCUGUCUCUUUCUCAAUAAAUGUCUGAGAGGAAAUGGUGUAAGGAGGAGUGCGGGAAAUGAGCGACUGCACAAGGCUGCUUGUGGGAAAAGCUAACAUGUCAUAUGAAGUUGCCCUAACUACUGUAACACUGUAAAAAUAUAGUAACAUCAUUGCUGUGAGCUACAGUUGGACCUGACGUCACUGGGGUUUAAUAGCUCUCCACCGCUUGAAGACACCAGUCUUGACGGUUCUGGCUAUUGCGCACUAGUUCAUAUCCCCCUCGCCGGUCAAUGCUUCUAUUCGCACCGGCCCUCGGUGUUUCACUCAUGCGAGGAAAACGGAACAAAGACGAGGGCUUUACCUGAGUGGUUCCGAAGACAGGGUCAAUUGUGAUUUGCUGCUAAUACGGUUCUCAGAAAGUCGUGUGAAACGGAGAAAACAGAAGACACGUGCGCAGACAUGAACGAUACUUUACUGGGUAACGACACAUCGGCGUCAGCCGCGGUGGCUGCAGAGUCGCUCGCUUGGAUGGAGGCCGACUUUCCAGAGCGCAACGGUAGCCUGGAGCUGUCCACCUCGCCGCUGGACUUCCAGAUCAACCCGUGGGACAUUAUGCUUUGUAUGUCAGGCACCGUUAUAGCGUGUGAAAACGCCAUCGUUGUGGCUAUCAUCUGUUACACACCUACCCUGCGAACACCCAUGUUCGUGCUUAUUGGGAGCCUGGCCACCGCGGAUUUACUGGCAGGCAUGGGAUUAAUUCUCAACUUCGUGUUCCAGUACGUUAUCUCCUCAGAGACUAUCAACCUAAUUACCGUUGGUUUCCUAGUGGCCUCCUUCACAGCGUCCAUCAGUAGCCUGUUAGCUAUUACAGUGGACCGCUACUUCUCUCUUUAUAACGCACUGACUUACUUCUCGGAAAAGACUCUCCACUACGUUCACCUGAUGCUGGUGGGAACGUGGGGUGUGUCUCUGUUCCUGGGUCUGCUACCCGUUCUGGGUUGGAACUGUCUAGAUGACCCAAGCUCGUGCAGCAUUGUGCGGCCACUCACUCGCAGCAAUGUGAUGCUGCUGGCGGUCUCUUUCUUCGUCAUCUUCAUACUCAUGCUGACCCUUUACUUUAAGAUCUGCAAGAUUGUGUGCCACCACGCGCACCAGAUCGCUCUCCAACAGCACUUCUUCACCACGUCGCACUACAUGGCCACCAAGAAGGGCGUGUCCACGCUCGCCAUCAUCCUCGGCACCUUCGGUGCUAGCUGGCUGCCCUUUGCCAUAUACUGCCUGGUGGGAGAGCGCGAAUACCCGUCGGUGUACACGUACGCGACGCUGCUUCCUGCUACCUACAACUCCAUGAUCAACCCUAUCAUCUACGCCUACCGUAAUGCCGAGAUCCAGCGCUCGCUUUACGUCCUUUUCUGCGGCUGCUUUCAGACCAACGUAGCCUACCGUUCUAGGUCACCCAGUGAAGUUUAGAGUGGUGCUGAAUGAGAAAUGUAAGACUGUGUGCGUGUGCAUGUGUGUUUACCACCGACAAUUUGCUUUCAGUUGACCGUAAAUCCUUUGAACCAGAGGACUCGGUGCUCACAUGUAUUUUAACAAAAGCAUCAGCACUUUAUUGCGACUGAAGGCAAGGAUACAGUCCGCCUGAAAUGCUGUGAACAAGAACUAUUGUGACAAAAGUACUGCAUUAUGUAUUUAAACGAGAAAAGAAUGAAAAAAAACAAGCACUUUAUUGGAUGUAUUUGAAAGGCCAAAGCAGUAUUGCAUAGGCCUAUAUAUGUUGGAGUUAUCGGCUACUUUGUAUGUGUCCGUACUGUGGGUCAUUUUCUAUUUUGUAAAGUUGUCUAUGUGAUUGUACAUUUUAUACGAGAUGAGUAUGAAUAAAAUGAAAAAAAGCGAGAACUUAACCAGUG